This is a messenger RNA of Cavia porcellus (domestic guinea pig), 1386 nucleotides long. RefSeq names its product family with sequence similarity 216 member A (gene Fam216a). The record is from RefSeq and is a predicted model, not a curated record. NCBI's taxonomy places the organism in Eukaryota, Metazoa, Chordata, Mammalia, Rodentia, Caviidae. Bases 161 to 874 code for a protein of 237 amino acids. The transcript is spliced from 8 exons.
GGGGUCGCGUUUCUGCCCGUCUCGCGCGCCCGAAGCGGCUCGGGCAGUGUCCGGCGUCGCCCGCUCUUCGCCCGAAGCCCCCGCCUGACGCACGCGUGCUGACGGGGGAGAGCAGGGAGCGCUUCUCGCGCACACAGCUCGUGGUCGGGGCGCAGGGGAGAUGCCGGGCCGGGGUCCUGGGUCCGACUGGACAGAGAGCCGCUCUUUUGCGGAGCCACCCGCACCGGUUGGGGACGAGGGCGGCCGCGGCGGCGGAUCAGCUGGACGUUCUUAUUACAGUUCCAAGGGUACUGAUAGAAUCAAAGAUGGACACAAAGUGAAUUUACACAUAACCAAGCUGCAAGAAGUAUGGAAGACUCCUCACAUUCAAACAAUUCACAUCUCUAAGUCAAUGAUGGGUGCAUCCUUUCUAAAGCAUCCAGAUCUCACCAUGGGCCAGAAGCGUUACCUGUGUAGCAUUGCUAAGAUCUAUAAUGCAAACUAUCUGAGGACAUUAAUGAAGGGGCAGUACAUGAACGUGAUUCAGCGCAGCUCACUAAAGCCAGGUGUCCUCAUCCAUCACAGGAGUCGCCUCAGCUCUCGGUACUCACAGAAACAGCAUUAUCCCUGCACUACAUGGCGACACCAGCGGGAAAGAGAGGACUCUUCCAGCAACACAGCUGCAGCUACACCUGAGAUGAUCAUCCAACACUCUCUUUGGCGGCCAGUGAGAAACAAAGAAGGGUUAAAAAUUGGAUAUGCAUCUAAAAUAAGAUGUAAGUCACUGAAGAUUUUCAGAAGACCAAGCAAACUAUUCAUGCAAUCAGUUUCUUCAAAUGAUUCUGGAUCAUACAUGAGUGAAGAAAAAAAGGAAGACGACCUACUGAAUAAAUAAACAGGGUUUCCCCAAGCAGACCUCAAACUUGUGAUCCUCCUAUCUCAACUAUCAAGCAGUCCAGACUGCAAGUGCGAGUCACCACACUGGCAACGAGAGGAUUCUUCACAUUAUGUAUUCAAUCUAGUGUGCUUUCCAGCCAAAUGAUCAUGUUUGGUUUGUUUUUUUAAAUUUUUUGUUAAACCUUUAAAAAUGGUAGUAACAGCAGUAUGAAGAACCAGUGCUAAUUUAACAUGUAAAUAUGGUAUAUUAUUUGGAAACUAAAACAUGCGAUUAACAUUGUGACACAGAAAAGAGAGCUCUGAAAGGUCAUCUCAUUGACUUCACUUUAAUACUUAUAUCCACACAGUUUCAUUUGGUCUCUAAAUUUUUGUUUUUUAAAAUUAAACACAGGUUAUCAAGAAAUUAUAAAUGAACAGUAAACAGUACUAGAGAAGAGAAUGUAUACAGAAAGUCUAGAUUCUUUCUCUUCAUGCACAAUUUUGUAAUAAAGUCCAAAUACCAACUUUGAA